Messenger RNA from Leptomonas pyrrhocoris, 4367 nucleotides. RefSeq names its product putative protein kinase. Bases 390 to 4367 code for a protein of 1325 amino acids. The record is from RefSeq and is a predicted model, not a curated record. The transcript has a single exon. Lineage: Eukaryota; Euglenozoa; Kinetoplastea; Trypanosomatida; Trypanosomatidae.
AGUUUGUUUGGUAAUCUUUUCACUUCUGUUGUUUACAGCGUGCGAUUUGCAGGCUCUCGAAACAAUACACAAGUCUUCUCCUUCUCAACUAAGUGCAAGCAUCUCGGGAUUUGGGCUCCUUGCCGCUCGUCUUCUAAGUGGUCUUUCCACUUUGAUCAUUCUUGUUUCUUCUUCUCAGGGGUUCUGUUGAUAUACGUCACUCACCCCUCCUUUUUUUUUAAACCUCAUAAUUGUUUGUACUCUCCGCCCUGCUCAAGAUCUUAAUGCACUUACGUUAGGCUUAGUUGUUUUCCGUUUUUCUUUUCCUUCUACUCCAUCGACUGUACCGAGCAAUUCAUUCGAGCCUUGACCUUACUGUCUUCUCUUAUUUUCCUUUUUUUUUCGUGUAGAUGAUUGAGGACAUCGCCUCUCCGCAGAAAGGGGAGCGCGGGUCGUGGAAGAGGGGCUCCUUCGUUCGCCCUCGACACUCCGUGACGGUGUUCCCCGACGACACCACCCGCUCCCAGGCGGACCGGGCCCUGAUUGUGUACCAGAACGUGCGUCGGCCCUCGCCGGAGGCGACUGAAAUGACGGAGCUGCUGGCCAAGGCGCGCGUCGUGCUGCCCGCCAUCAUGAACUACCUCUACUUCGGCUCCACCCAGGUCGCCGUGGUCUACUUCGGCAAGCGGGUCAAUCGCCACGGCUUCAAGUCGGGCCUCCGCGACGGGGCACAGGAUUUGAAAAUUCGACUUGUCCGCUACUUGACAGCGGAGAUGUGGCCGCCGCUGCUGCGCACCGAUGCACCGGAUGAGUCGCUUGGGCUGGACGGGUCGAUUCAAUUGGAGGGCGGGGUGGCUGCAGCGACUACGGGUGGCUUAGGCGGCUUGACCGGUGCUGCUACUGGUAGUGGUGGUGGUGGGUCUGCCCCCGCCGGCAAGGCAGCGGCGCAUGAGAAGGAGAUGGAGCAGGAGCGGCUGUGGUUUCGCCGCUCCAUCGAGAACCAAAUGCAGGUGCUGCUCUAUCUGAAGAACUCGACGGAUGGGAAGUCAAAAUACCUGAAGGUGGUCCUGCAGAACACGGCGCACCGUCUUUACUUCGACGUGUGCGACACGAAGGAGGAGAAGUACCGCUGGGACCUUCGCAUGCUCUUUACACGCAUGAUGGACAACCUCGAAACGCAGAAGGCCAUCGACAGCUACGAGUCCUACCUCGAGUACUUCCGCGAGGCAUGUGCGACGGCGGCGAAGAAUGCGCUGUUCCUCGAGCGACCUCGUCAGCCAAUGCUGGAGGUGGUGCUGUGGACGAAACCAAAGCCGCACGUGAACCGAGACUGCUCACCAGCCUCGUGGGCGUUCCCGUCCAACCUGCUUCCCGCGCAGCAGUCCACCGACAACCACGAAGGCACUGAGAGCAUCACCGAGGCGGUCACGCCGCUCGAAUUACCACCGAGCUCCGCCGCGCCCGCGAGUUUCUCCAAUUUGAAGGCGAAUUCUAAACGUGCCGGAGCCGGCGCGACAGGAGUGGCGGUAACGCAGGUGCUGCAGCGGCUCUGUUCGACGGCCGAUGCCGCGCAGUGGCAAGUACACAGCGUGCCAGUGGAUGAGGGGAGCGACUCCUCAUCGAACCGCGUCUCGCCUGCGCAACCAUCGAUCGCCGCAGCCACGGCCAGCGCGUGCCGCUCCCCAACCCCCGUCUUCUCUCACGCUUCUCUUCUGUCGCCCACGACGCUCGGCGCGCGUCACUCGCACACCACCCGCUCCAGGGGCUAUCAGUGGAUGUCUAACCUUCAAAAGCCGGAGAGCACCACGCUCGAUUACAAGAGCUACUUCUUCAACACCACGCUGGAAAUCAGCCACCGAUGCGUCAAGUUCAUGUGCGGCUUCUUAAACGCCUACGGGGAGGGCAAGCUGGUAGUGGGGGUGCACGAGAUUCCGCGCAGCUCCCUUGCCAACACAGACGAGCGCAAGGAGGAGGGGACGAGGAUUGUGCUGCACAACGACUUGGUGGACCAGUUUGUGGUCGGCGCGCGUGUCUCGGGGCCGGAGUUGGAGUGUCUGCAGGUGGACGUCUCGGAGCAGCUUCUGUGCUGCAUCCCACCUAUUCCCCCACGUGCGGUGCAGGUGGACGCGGUGCCGGUGCGCUUCCCGCAGGACUUCGCAUACGCCUCGCGGGUGCUCAUUCUGUUCGACUUCCUCAACCCAGUCGGGCCGGCCCGCGAUGCGCUGAAGCAGAAGAGCAACUACGCGAUCCGCUUUCUGUUUACGCUGGGGCUGAGCAUCGUGCCGCUCGACCUGCCGGUGGACGAGGUGCGUGCGAUGCUGCAGGCGACGGCACUCGCGGAGACGAGCGUGUGCGACGUUCCGCCCACCGACGUCGUGUGGGCGAAUGCGAACACGGAGGCCUACUUGAUCGCCGCUGUCGAUGACCCGGCCGCGCUCGCGGAGUCGGAGUGGGAGGAGCGGCUCGCGAGUUCGCUCAACCGACACAAGCAGCGUUGCUACCACGCUAUCAUCGAGUACGAACCGGCCAAGACGAGGACGCUGGUGUUGCCCGAGCUCUUCGUGUUGGAGGUGUCCGUCGACAUUAAGCGCUGCGGCUACGCCCCCCUCGCCAAGUACAAGGGGAAGUUUUUUGCGGGUUGGCCGUCCAUCCCUGUCUGGGACCCGACGACGCGAUCGGUGCGGGCCGUGGAGCGCAACUACAGCGUGCUGGCGUCGCAGCCGGCGGCGCAAUUGCAGAAUACCUGGCAGAGGAUGCAGCAAAACACCCGCCUGUCGCGCGCGGCACUCCCGCUCUCCGUCGGUGUGGCUUCUGCAGGAAGCGCCAACGCGACACUCGAGGGGGAGGAGGCACCGACAACCAAUACCGCCACGUCAUCUUCGCCGUUCGCAGACGGCAGUGGUGGCACUGUCACUGGGACGGCGCUGGUGAGUGCGCAAGACGAGCAGAAGAAAAGUAUCAGUUUCCAACACGAGCUCGUGCAAGAAGGCUGGGUGUGGUUUGCGCAGCCGGCGAUCAUGGGCCGCGUCUUGGCCUUCCUGUACAACCCGCAGAGCAUCCGCGAUAUUCUCCAGUUCCGCCUCAUACACCCCCUUACCAACUUCUGCUUCGAGAACCGUCAGGGCAAUUAUCUAGUGCAGAUGAUCUACACCACGCCUGUUGGAGUGCCCAUCUUCAACUCCCCGUCGGAGCAGAUCUCCCGCAUUCAGUACUCCUUCCUGCACGCCAACAUCCCACCGCUGCCGCUUCUACUGUGUCACUGCUACGAGACGAUCGGCAACUUGCCCUCGCCCUACCCCUUUGUGGCGGUGCCGCUGGUGCAGCAGACCUUCCGCGUUGCUCCCUGUUUAGUCCCUCUCUUCUAUCGUCAGCAUUACUUCGACGGGCACCUGCAACUUGCCGUGGCGCUGGAUCUGCGCGACAGCCUGCUGAAGACAGUCGAGCUGCGCAGCGGGAACUUGAUCUUGGACACUGUCGUGGGCAUUGGCUUUGAGCCGAUGAACAAGCGCCAGCUCAUGCGACACUUUCUGCGCCGCCGUCAGAUUGACUCCCAUGCGGACGGAGUGGCGCGCAACGGCAGCUUCAACACGAUCAUGGGCAAUGAGGGGAGCGCGUCCGCCACGUCCGCGGAUGAGGAUGAUGUGCUGCUGAAGGAAAGUUUCAUUGCGCGGCGCGCCUUCCAGCCGCAGGCGCUGACGCACGACACAGAGAGCCACAUGGGCAGUCUCCUCGUGUCCCCGAGCUCCGUCGAGGUGAUGCAUGCCAGCACGGAACGUGAAGUCGAGGCGGACAUCCCGCUGCUGCAUUUCUGCUUCUUGUCGCGGAAAGCGGUGGAGAAGGGCGGCUAUCUGGCACCGGAGGAGCUGCCGCGCAGCUGGCGGAAGGACCCGACCGACGGCGCCGGCCGACCAUCGCGGGAAGGGGCCGCGUCGCCGGAGGCGCAACGGGGCAGCCCCGCACCGAAGCCAGUUGGUGUGCCCCCGAUAGAGAGCAGUCGAAGAGGCAACUCCACCACACCCGUGGCUGAUGACAAGGAUGCGAACAGCAGCAGUAACAACAACGAUGACGGCUUUGCCGAGAACGGCGAUCCGGCGGCGAUGGAGGCCCCGGUGGCGCACGGCCGAUCGUGGACGCUGCAGCACCUCCUAUACUGGUACAACGCUUUCCUGACCGACCGCGAGCACUACAGCGUUUUUGGCUGCGGACACCGCUCCAUUGCGUUUCACGUCUCCUCGCUCUCGGAGGUCUGCGAGGAGUGCGUGGAAGCAGGUGCGGUCGAGGCCGUCCACUCAUCGGCCCUUUAUCGCAAUGAUGCGUCUUGCGAUUUUGCACCGAGCCGGGGCAUGUGCGUGCUGCAUCGCAAGGUGCACGACUGGUUGGCUGUGUAG